CGUUACUUGUAGCUUAGCAUUAGCUACCUUAGGCGGAGACGCAACAAGCUUCUCUCAAAAAUAAGUCCACAGUCAAGAGUUUUUUUCCUGGGAAUUGGCGAAACUCGUGUUUGAGUGUAUGUUUGUGGAAUAGGAGCAGAGUUUUACGGAGGUGGAGCGAUACGGUGAUGGCGUGUUCAUGUGUGCAGCCUGCACUGUGUGUGUGGAGAUGGUUUUAACAGAUGCUCUUCUGGAGGAUUCAGGAACUUUGUGCUGGCCUGGAGAAUCCCAGUAAAUACGGACAUAUAGAAUAGUCCUACACAAACAUUUCUACAUAGACACGCCUUGGCUGUGCUGUGAGGACGGACACACAGAGGUUUAAACUGAAGUACACACAGUUGUGCCCUCUUUGUGUGUGAGUCUUGCUACAGGCCAUUUCUUCGGCAUUGUUGCUUUUCUCCUGCGUGAGAGCGUACAAUUAAUUUCUUUACGUUGGUCCAUCUCCACUGCCACCAUGCCAAGCACUACCAUUCGCCGGCAAAUGAAGAAUAUGGUGAACAACUUCUCUGACGCUGAGAAGAAGGUCAGAGAAGCCACUUCAAAUGACCCCUGGGGUCCGUCAUCUUCACUCAUGUCUGAGAUUGCUGACCUGACCUACAAUGUGGUGGCCUUCAGUGAAAUAAUGAGCAUGAUCUGGAAACGACUCAAUGACCAUGGCAAAAACUGGCGGCACGUCUACAAGGCGCUGACCUUGUUGGAUUAUCUGAUCAAGACAGGCUCAGAGCGUGUGGCCUUGCAAUGCAAAGAGAACAUCUUCGCCAUCCAAACUCUGAAAGACUUUCAGUACAUCGACAGAGACGGCAAAGACCAGGGCAUCAACGUGAGGGAGAAGAGCAAGCAGCUGGUGGUCCUUCUCAAAGAUGAGGACCGCCUCAAAGGAGAGAGGUCUCAGGCUUUGAAGACAAAAGAGCGUAUGGCCCAGGUGUCCACAGGGAGCAAUCAGAUGGGUUUCGGCCGAGGAUCUUCUCAACCCAAUCUGUCCACCUACAGUGAAGAGUAUGGCAGGUCGGAGGGUUCGCCUGCCUCCUACCAUGGCUCCACAUCUCCAAAUGCGGGGUCGGAGCUGGAACAGGCCAGACCUCAGACCAGCGGAGAGGAGGAGCUUCAACUGCAGCUGGCUCUGGCCAUGAGCAGAGAAGCCGCUGAGCAGGAAGAACGUAUUCGUAGAGGAGAUGACCUGAGAUUGCAAAUGGCCUUAGAAGAGAGCAAGAAAGAAGGUCCAGACUCUGCAAAACUGCCCAAGAAAAAGAAAGAGCCACAGUCAUCUCUGAUGGACCUCAUGGAUGUUCCAGAGGCCAGACCCUCUGCUGACCUGUGGGGUGCAGGGAGUGGCGCCGCAUCAUCUGCAGACCCCUGGCAACCCUAUGGAUCUGCCCCUAAACCAGCAGCCCCGGUCGACCCAUGGGGCACCAUUCCUUCUGUUCCACCGAUGAAGAGCAAUGAUCCGUGGGCACCAACGUCUGCCACUGACCCGUGGAGCUCUUCAGCUGUCCGCCCCAAGACCUCAAACACAGGUAACUUUGACCUGUUCACUGCGUCCAAUGGUACGUCCAAAGAGGACUUCUCAGAGUUUGACACCCUGCGCUCCUCAUCCUCCUCUGUCCUCACUGGCCAUGGCGGCCGAACGUCUUCUCUCCCUUCACAAAUCAGUCUUGCUAACAGCAGCAGCCUGGACCUCUUCGAUCCUCUGCCCACCUUGACUUCCACCAUUCCAACCAGAAAGACUCCAGAGUCCUUCCUGGGUCCAAAUGCUGCCUUGGUUAAUCUGGACUCCCUCAUCACCAAACCAGCCCAACCGACACCAAUAGUCAACCCGUUCUUGGCUUCAACGGGUGGCGCUGCUCCCGCUCCAGCUGCCAACCCCUUCCAGGUGAGCCAGCCGGCACCGCCCACCCUCAACCAGAUGCGAGUCAGCCCCAUGCCUGCAAACUUCGGCAGUAUGGCCGAGCCCAUGGCAUUGACCUCUCUGCCUACCCAGCCUGCGGUUCCUCUGCCUGGAAUGGCCCCCAUGGGUCACGUGGUGCCCGGAAUAGAGGUCGGUGCAAUUGGAGGAGUGGGGACGAAUGCAGGCAUGUCUGCUUCCAUGACCCUGCCCCAGCCUCUGAUGUCCCUGCCCCCUCAGGCGGCGACACAGCCCGCCGGAACCACCAACCCCUUCCUUUUGUGAGGGAUAGUCUGGGGACAUGUCAUCCCACCGUUAACUCACCUGUUCGCUUUCUGUCUUUCAAUCAGAAUAAACAGUGAGAUGUCUUUUCCUUAACAGACUCCCUCCUCCUGUUCUCUUCCCCGCUCUCUCUGUUAAAGCUGUAAGCUGCCUCGCCCCGUGUGUCUGUAUCGAUUUAACUACGAACUACUUAGCGUCUGCUCACAAUAGCAGCAAUGUUUACAGUUUUUAUGUGGGGCAGGGUGACCCCAAGCGACUCCUCUCCCUCCUUAUUCACUCACCUCCUCUUCCAGAAGCCUCCUCCUUCAUUAGUCGCUCCUUUCUUCUCCUGUAAAGUGGGUGUGUACUAACAGCAGGAUGAGUUAAUCUUUUCUAAACCCUGUCAGCUGUGUUUGUGUAUGACUUUGACACUGUGUUGAUUCCGGUGGUUCACUGGAGUGAUGAUGGCGAGCGUGUUACUAAGCAGGGAUUUUGCACUCCCCCCCCCCCACCCCACCCUUUAUGACUGUUGAGCUCACCGUUACACCUUAGCUUAUAGAGAGGGAGACUAGCCACCUAAAAUGACCUGAGACGACAGUCGCCACCAGUCAAAACUCUCACCUGGUCUCUUUCAGCUUGGAUUGUUUCCUGACCUUCCAUGUGAACUUUCACUUUCGUGAGGAGUCACACUUUUUGAAGAUGCAAACGCUUGUUUUGUUGGUGACAGGUGUGUGUUAACUCUGAAAUACUAACAGCUAUGCUCUGAUGCAGGAAAUGAACUGUGAUGGACACUGCAGCAUUGUAGGAUAUGACAUUUUUUGUGUGUAGGGUAAAAGGGAAGCGGGAGGGUUGAGACUUUGGUGUUGAAAUGCUUUUCUGUUUUGUGUGUGAGAAGUGCACGUUGGGAUGCAAACCAAUGUGAGGAAAACCUGCGUGAACCCAGUGUGCAUAUAAUUAUUUGCAGUGUAAUUAUUAUUUGCAAUAUUUAUAUCUCCCAGUUUAAUCCAGAUCCCCUCUGCAUCAGUAUGUUUAAAACCUUGAUCUAGUCCUGCCUAUUAGUCGCAUAGCCAAAUGUUGAGAGAAGUGCUGGGUGGCUGCCGUUGGUGACAGUGGCGAAGAAUGCUUUUCUUGGUCAUACAGAGUACAUACAAUUUACACACCAAGUGCAAUUAUUGGAGUAAGAAUUGAGGAAGACAUCUUUGAUGAAAUGUUUGGUACAUGAAUUUGGCUCCUAAUUCCGUUGAUAUCACUUAGGUACAUUAUAGGGGUGGAAUGAUGCACAAGCUCCAAGAUACAGUACAUAUCCUGAUACACCUAGUAUUGCAAUUUGUGUUAGUUUGUAUAUUUUAUAAGUCAAUUCUGGUUCUUCUGUAAGAGAGCAUUAUAUCUUGCACACAAUAGUUGCCUUUUCAUGGUCUCACGAUACUCAUUUAAAAAAAAAAAAACUGAUCUGAUACAGACCACACGAUAUGGUUAUCGUGAUACGUGCUGUAUCAUUCCACCCUGAUACAUCGUGUGGCUAAGUACAUAAUCUUGCCACUUUGGCUAAGCAUUAAAUAUUAUAGCACUACCUGAGAAACCCAAGAGGAUCCAAGUAGGACUGCAAAUAUUAGUCAACUGAUUAAUCUGUUGAUGUUUAGUCAGUAGUCCUUAAGUUGCAAGCAUGCAGAAAAUUCCAAUCCUUAUCCAGCACACCAAAACCACAAACAAAAAAAAAAAAAAUUUUGAUAUUGUCAAACAGAAAUAACAGUCAUGUCAGACUGUAAAUGCGACUUUUUUUUUCUUUUUUUUUUUUAGGUGAAAGUACAGUUGCGUUUUCUUUCGAGCAUGACCGAUAUGGAUUUUUUGAGGGGCUGAUACAAUACCAAUAUUGGAGAGUUAAAAAGUAUGAUACAAAUAUAACUUGAUAUAUACAUAAAAAUGACAUUGAUUCCAAAAGUUAACAACAAAGCAAUGUAAUUGAGGCUUGAGCUUUUACCGUUUAAACAUGAAUUUUAUUCUGAAAAACUAUAAAUAUAAUGGACAUCCAAUCUAUUUUGGUGCUGCUUAGGUGUUGGUAUAGCAACCUUUCCCUUGUCACUGUACAUUACCCACUCUGAUUAAAAAUGAAUGGUGGCUGAUUGCUUUGCUUCAGUCUAAUGUAGCUAAUGUGACCAAGGGGCGAUGGGGGUUGCCCCCAUGCUCCCAACAGCAUUGAUUACAGUGCUUUUAGAGCACCCUCUGCUGGACAAACUAUGUAAUAUCACCAUUUCCAACCGCCAAAGUGUUUUUUCUGCAUUGUUGUUUAUGUGGUAAAGUAAUGUAGCUACAAUAUGUCUGUGAAAGGCUCACAUUGGCCCAUAUUGUUGGACAACCGAUAUAUCGUUCGGGCUCUUGAUUUUAUGCCAUAAUUAAUUCUCUAGUUGAGCUCCCAAUUUUCAAACAUAAGAUUGAAUAAAAAUGGUCUGUGUUCAGUCUCGGUUGGUCCAGAGUCACUUCAUAUUUAAUUUAUGCAUCUUGGGUUCAAGCAGACUUUAGCGUAAUUAGAUCAGUUGACCUGCUAAAAAGAUACACCAGAAAAAGUUGAAAUGCCCAGGUUUUUCUUAGAGGUUUGCUGUGCAUGCGAUCAUAACGUAUCAUGUCCACUCAUGUUUUAGAUCUCCACCAUGCAGACACAUGCUGUGAAACAACCAGACUGUUGGAUUUCAGACCUUUAAAACCACAUAAUCAAGGGGUUUCUAUGGCGAUGGGGUGCAUUUAAAAGGGCGAGUAGCCAUUUGGCACCAUAAAGAGAUUUGACCUCAGUGGAUUUAUUUCAGCUAAUCUGAUGAACAGAUUAUCUAGUGUGUGUAUAUACACACACACACACUGGUCUGUUCUGGAAUCAGCCAAUAGCACAUGCUGACUAUCCAUCCUUACUUUUCUCCCUCAUGUUCUGUAAUGUUGCUCUUUUUCAGUUUUUGAGCUGUGAACUACUUCUGUUUUUGAUUUUCAGCUGGCGUUCUUGUAGGAGCACGACUGUUACCAAAGUCACAGCAGCUGUGAUUUGUGUUUUAGCAGUAGGGUUGCAUGUUUCUGUUUGGACUCUCACUGUAUCAGAACCUAUUAGUCUUUUAUAUGUCAGAGCUUUGUGGGGAGUUUACAGAAGAAAAAAGAUCUGUUUCUGUUUAAGGAAAAGAUCGAUAGAUGCGCCUUCAUUUUAAGUCAUAUUUCUUCAGUUAUAUUAUCACUGCUCAAUGUUGUUUUACUGUGGUUAAAUGUACCCCCCCCUUCUGAUUAGUUGACAUUUGGCGCCCUCUCAUGCCAUGUAUCGGUAACUUUAUUAAUUCUCCUAGAUGCAUCUCUCGGGCAAAAGGUGUCAUUUUUUAUUUUUUUUAAAUGGAUGACUGUUGAAAGACUUCCAUACUGCAUAUUUAAUACUUUAACGUGGCCUAUUUAGGUCAGCGGUGACAAAUGUGUCAGCAGCUGCUAAAUGUUGUGAAGAUACAAAUGUACCAAAAUAAAGCCCCAAAUGGCUUUAGAUUGUAGUGAAAAUAACGUUAUAACGAGGUGUGAGCUGGAAUGAGAUGCUCAUUGUGUUAUUGGACACAUUAUUUCACUGUUGCGAGAAAGGGGAGAAAAAGCUUCACUCUUGUGUCUAGAGCCCAGAAUAUUUUUCGUCUACAUUGUAGACAAAAAUGAUUUUCCAUUUCAGUUUAGAAAAGCAGUGUCUCAGAUAUAUAAGGGAUUUUGUUUAACAGCCUGCUGACUUGUUUUGAAAUCUUACCACAGUGAGCGACAGAGGGGAAAAAAAAAACUCAGUGAUGUUAGCUUGCUAAUGAACAGUUACCUGACUUGUUUGCUGACAUGGAAUAUUUCUGUAA
Messenger RNA from Thalassophryne amazonica, 6024 nucleotides. RefSeq names its product epsin 2 (gene epn2). Gene Ontology annotation, cellular component: clathrin vesicle coat; endosome; plasma membrane. Gene Ontology annotation, molecular function: phospholipid binding; clathrin binding. Gene Ontology annotation, biological process: endocytosis. The transcript is spliced from 10 exons. Lineage: Eukaryota; Metazoa; Chordata; Actinopteri; Batrachoidiformes; Batrachoididae. Bases 494 to 2206 code for a protein of 570 amino acids. The record is from RefSeq and is a predicted model, not a curated record.